This is a messenger RNA of Sinocyclocheilus anshuiensis, 2235 nucleotides long. Its product is annotated as calpain-7-like. NCBI's taxonomy places the organism in Eukaryota, Metazoa, Chordata, Actinopteri, Cypriniformes, Cyprinidae. Gene Ontology annotation, molecular function: calcium-dependent cysteine-type endopeptidase activity. Gene Ontology annotation, biological process: proteolysis. The transcript is spliced from 15 exons. The coding region runs from base 350 to 2200 and encodes 616 amino acids. The record is from RefSeq and is a predicted model, not a curated record.
AGAAUGAGUCGGACGGCAUCCGCUCUGAAAGCAAUGAGGUGUCGUGACAACAUCAGUACACGCCCACCGCAUCCGGAAGUACUGCGGGCUUGAGGAUUUGUUUUGAUGUCAUCAUAGCAAGUUAAAUCGUUGUCUUCACGCCUUAUCUAGAGUCACUAAGUUGGAAAGCUCCUUGAAAUCGAUAUUUUUCAGUCUUGCCUUUAUUUUAUUUCGGAGUUCGAGGUCGGGAAGUUCAACUCAAGAAAGAAACGCAAAUCCUCGGAGGAGCUGCUGUGAUGAAGAACAGGUUAAAAUGAGUUGCCAUAUAGCCGUGAAGCUGAACUCAGUUAACAGCCUUUAAACGUCAAUCAUGGAUUGUACAGCUCUUGAACUCGAUGCUAUUAAAUUUGCCAAAUCAGCUGUACUGCAUGAUCAGAAGGGGAAAUACAAUGAAGCUGUUUUCUACUAUAAGGAGGCUGCCCAGGCUCUCAUCUAUGCAGGCAUGGCUGGAUCCAAACUAGAGAACAUUCAAGACAAAGUAAACGAGUACUUGGACAGAGUACAGACUCUACUCAGUGCCGUUCAAGCACAGAGCAGUGACCCUCUGAAGAGUAAGCAUCAGCUGGAUCUAGAGAGGGCGUACUUUCUGGUGACACAGGCUUUUGAAGAGGAUGAGAAGGAAAACGCAGAUGAGGCCAUUGAGCUCUAUACACAAGCUGUGGAGUUGUGUAUUCAAGCGACCAGUGAGACAUCAGAUCAAGCACUACAGGGGAAACUGAAGCAGCUUGCUCGGCAGGCUCUGGACAGGGCAGAGGGACUGAAAGACUCUCUUAGUAAACCAGCAAACCAGGAUAAGGCUGCCUUCUCUGCAUCCAAAGGCCCUGCUCAGGUGACGCAGUUCUUUCCGUUGGGCCCAGACUUCUCCCUCCAGGACAAAGCGCAGCCGGUCCGAGCAGUGCAGUCCAGUGAGCCGCAGGGUCAACGUUACACAGCAGAGGAGAUUGAGGUUCUCAGGAAGACCUCUAAGAUAAAUGGAAUUGAAUAUGUUCCAUUCAUGAGUGUUGACCUGAGGGAACGUUUUGCGUUUCCUGUUCCAUUCUCGGACAAAUGUGGGAAACUAGCUCUGUCACCAAAGCAGAAAGCUGUAUUCUCACGCUGGGUUCGACCUGAUGACAUCUGCAAUAACCCCACCAUGAUCUACACUGUGUCCAGCUUCAGCAUCAAGCAGACGGUUGUGUCAGACUGUUCUUUCAUUGCCUCAUUGGCCAUCAGCGCAGCGUAUGAGAGACGCUACAACAAAAAAUUAAUCACAAGCAUCAUCUACCCACAGAACAGGAAAGGAGAGCCAGAGUAUAACCCUUGUGGGAAGUACAUGGUGAAACUGCACAUUAACGGCGUCCCGAGAAAGGUGAUUAUUGACGAUUUCCUCCCGGUGGAUCGCAAUGGCGAGCUGCUUUGCUCCUACUCCAGUAAUCGCAAUGAACUUUGGGUGUCGCUCAUUGAGAAGGCUUACAUGAAGGUCAUGGGUGGAUACGAUUUUCCAGGCUCCAACUCUAAUAUUGAUUUGCACGCUCUCACUGGCUGGAUCCCAGAGCGUAUCGCUAUGCACUCAGACAAUCAGUCCUUUAACAAAGAUGACACUUUCCGCAUGCUUUACCAGAGGUUUCACAGAGGAGAUGUUCUCAUCACCACGGCGACAGGGGUCAUGACUGAGGAGGAGGGGGAGAAGUGGGGUUUAGUGCCCACACAUGCAUACGCUGUCCUAGACAUCAGGGAAUACAAGGGUAAAUGCUUCCUCCUGCUGAAGAACCCAUGGAGCCAUCUCCGAUGGAAAGGGCGAUAUAGCGAACGUGAUGAAAAGAACUGGACACCAGAUCUUCUCAAAUACCUCAAUUUUGACCCCAAAACCGCACAGAAGUUUGACAAUGGUGUAUUUUGGAUCAUCUGGGAAGACUUGUGCCAGUAUUACGAUGUCAUCUAUUUGAGCUGGAAUCCAGCACUGUUUAAAGAAUCCUCAUGUAUUCACAGUAGCUGGGAUGGCAAACAGGGACCGGUGAAAGAUGUCUACAGCUUGGCCAAUAAUCCUCAAUUCAAGUUGGAGGUGCAGUGUCCUCAAGGGGGUGCUGCUGUAUGGGUCCUACUCACCAGACACAUCACUGACAAGGUACUGCAACAGAUUACAGUGCAGUGCACUACAAUCAGAUCAAGGGGACACAGUUAAAGCUGGUAUCUUAAAACUGUAAUUAAAUAUGCAUA